AUGUCUCCGUGUGCGAUGUUGUUGAAGCGCGUGGCUAGGCCUCAGGCCGCCAUGAUGUGCAGAACCGUUCGGCCUCGGUGGACUCCGUCGUUCGGCGCCCCAAGCAGAACAAUUCACCACCCUUUGCGAUCGGUCUCUAAACCCCUUUCUUCUCGCUCGCUGAGCACGACGGCCGGCUUCCACUCACAGCAAGAGAAUGCCUCCUCAAUUUCUUUCUCCGAGAUUCCGACCGAGAAGCGGACUCCGCAAACAUUGACGGAGAAGAUUGUACAACGCUAUGCCGUCGGUCUUCCCGAAGGAAAGCUCGUCCGGAGCGGCGAUUAUAUCAGUCUGGCACCCGGAUACUGCAUGACCCACGACAAUUCGUGGCCCGUCGCCCUCAAGUUCAUGUCUAUGGGAGCUACGAAGGUCAACAACCCGAAGCAGAUUGUCAUGACCCUCGACCACGACGUUCAAAACACCAGCGCAGCGAACCUUAAGAAAUACGAGCAGAUCGAGAAUUUUGCUAAGCAGCAAGGUAUUGACUUCUAUCCUGCUGGCCGGGGUAUUGGGCACCAGAUCAUGGUGGAAGAAGGAUACGCGUGGCCAGGCAGCAUGGCAGUAGCAUCAGACAGCCACAGUAACCAUUAUGGUGGAGUUGGUUGUCUUGGAACUGCCGUUGUGCGUACCGAUGCUGCUAGUAUUUGGGCGACAUCGCGGACAUGGUGGCAGAUUCCCCCGGUUGCGCGGGUAACUUUCACCGGAACCCUACCAGUAGGCGUGACCGGUAAGGAUGUGAUUGUCGCAUUGUGUGGCCUCUUCAAUAGUGACGUGCUGAAUCACGCAAUUGAGUUCACCGGAUCUGAAGAGACCAUGGCAAGCCUUCUCGUGGAUAGUCGCCUGACGAUUGCCAAUAUGACCACUGAGUGGGGCGCGCUCACCGGUCUCUUCCCAAUUGACAAUACCCUGAAACGCUGGCUACGAUACAAGGCUACUGAGGCUGCGAUGUCUGACGACCGCACAACCCGCGAGCGCAUCACUCACGAAAGAAUCGACGAGCUGUUCGCCAACCCCCUCACAGCCGACCCCGAUGCUAUUUACGCCAAGCAGCUCUACCUCAAUCUCUCCUCACUCUCGCCUUAUGUCUCAGGUCCUAAUUCAGUCAAGGUCGCGACGCCACUCAACGAGCUCGCUCAACAGGACAUCAAAGUUAACCGUGCAUAUAUCGUCUCCUGUACCAACUCCCGUGCUUCGGAUCUCGCGGCGGCCGCUAAGGUCUUCAAGGACGCCGCUAAGGCCAACCCCGGCACAACUCCUAAGAUUGCCGAUGGCGUCAAACUCUACAUCGCGGCUGCUUCCGUUCCCGAACAAGAGGGUGCCGAAUCCACUGGCGACUGGCAGGCCCUUCUCGACGCCGGUGCCGAGGCCCUUCCUGCUGGAUGCGGACCUUGCAUUGGUCUCGGAACAGGCCUUCUAGAGCCAGGUGAGGUCGGCAUUAGUGCCAGUAACCGUAACUUCAAGGGUCGCAUGGGGUCAAGAGACGCGCUGGCCUACCUAGCAAGUCCCGAGGUCGUGGCUGCUAGCGCUCUCAGCGGUGUUAUCUCUGGCCCUGGCUCCUACCAGGUGCCAGAGGGCUGGUCUGGCGUGGAACAUGGAUUCGGCACCGGUCUCCCGCCCACCCCUGAGUCUGAGCUCACUAGCCUCCUACAACAGAUGGAAUCUCUGAUCGAUCGCGUUGAGUCCGCCGGAGACGAAUCCAAGCCUGCCACCGAGAUUCUGCCCGGCUUUCCCGAACGCAUCAGCGGUGAGAUCGUCUUCCUCGACGCUGACAACCUCGACACUGAUAGCAUCUACCCCGGUAAAUUGACAUACCAAGACAACGUCUCCAAGGAGGAUAUGGCCAACGCUUGCAUGCAAAACUACGAUCCCGAGUUCAAGGGUAUCGCCAAGCCAAGUGAUAUCCUCGUCGCCGGCUUCAACUUCGGCUGCGGAUCCUCAAGAGAACAGGCUGCGACUGCCAUUCUGGCGAAGGAAAUUCCCCUGGUCGUCGCUGGAAGCUUCGGCAACAUUUUCUCCCGAAACAGUAUCAACAAUGCCCUCAUGGGCCUUGAAGUCCCGCGUCUUGUUGAGCGUCUCCGUGCCACCUUCGCUCAGCCAUCCUCUGGUGAUGGCCGCCAGCCGACCCGCCGGACAGGCUGGACUUUGACUUGGGACGUGAAGCGUAGCGUCGUGGAAGUCCAGGAGGGCGAGUCCGGAGAAAGCUGGACCGAGCAGGUCGGCGAGCUGCCGGCGAAUGUACAGGAGAUCAUUGCCGAAGGUGGCCUCGAGGCGUGGGUCAAGGGAAAAGUUGCCAAGUCCGGGUGA
Molecule: messenger RNA, 2343 nt
Organism: Penicillium vulpinum
Lineage: Eukaryota; Fungi; Ascomycota; Eurotiomycetes; Eurotiales; Aspergillaceae
Gene: lysF
Product: homoaconitase LysF
Exons: 2
Coding region: 1-2343 (780 amino acids)
Biological process (GO): L-lysine biosynthetic process
Molecular function (GO): 4 iron, 4 sulfur cluster binding; homoaconitate hydratase activity
Source: RefSeq, a predicted model, not a curated record